This is a messenger RNA of Clarias gariepinus (North African catfish), 1263 nucleotides long. RefSeq names its product RAB15 effector protein (gene rep15). Gene Ontology annotation, biological process: receptor recycling. NCBI's taxonomy places the organism in Eukaryota, Metazoa, Chordata, Actinopteri, Siluriformes, Clariidae. The record is from RefSeq and is a predicted model, not a curated record.
AGGAUCAACCAAGAUGAGCCAAACAAGAAAAAAAAAAUCAAGACCACACCCAGGAAAUUCAAGUCUUUAUGGUCCAAUUCCAGUGAACCCUCACUUGCAUCAUGCUGCUUCCUCUUUAGUGACUGCGAUCAUGUGGCAGCACCCAGGACCUGUGAGUAUCUUCACUUUACAGACAAAAAUAAGGAGUUCUGUCCGAGCGGCACGGCCCUACGUGAGAUUUUCCUAAUGACUUGCAUCCAGUGCAGCUUCCAGCUGAACCUUGCUAAUUCCUUCAGCUGUACGGUGAUGACUCAAGCACAAAGGUUCCUCCUCCUGGGGACUGACUGGGCCCGGGCUGAGCUGGAUCCACCCAGUACAGAACCCAGAAUCCAGAUGAACGAUCGAAGGGUUUUUCUAGCGCAUGGGGUGCUGCAAGCGGUGGUUGGUAGGAAGAAUAAUGACCAUCUCACCACGCUUGUCAAGUUCACGUAACUUCAUCAGGUUUAAGAUCGCCAUCAUCAGCUGCUUCUGCUAAUUACAUCUGGCCAAGGCAAUGGACAAUUGGAGCAGACAACCUUGCUGUGGCAUGCUUUGGGUGUAAUGUGGCUGAUCUGAUGUCUGUUCACACCCUGUCGUUAAAUAUUUAUCUGAAGGAUAAUUUCACGAAGCUUUACAGUAUGUAGAAUUUUUAGCACAAACACCAGCACCGUUUUUUUGUAGACACAUAAUUUAAUAUCUUGGCCAUAAAUACAAUUUGUACACUGCGAAACUGAAGCUUAAAAGCUCAUAACUCACUAACUGGUUAACGAUUUAAAGCCAAAAAUGAAUAAAGUGAGUGUACUUUUUUUCUGUUUAAAAUGCACAUUGGAAAUAACUCAAUAAACAUUUUUUAUUGUAAACAGAAUGAAUGAGGAUGGGAAAUUUGUCUGUUAAGGAAAUGAAUAUAUUGUUAGCACUCUGGUUUUAUGUAUGUUAUGUUGUGUUUUAGGAAAGUUUUCCAUUAUCUAAGGAAUGAAAUACUUGUGAGUAUACUAUUUUAGGUAAAUAAUCAACCAUGUGCUGGUGUGAUGUGAGUCUACUGUCAUCCAAAUCUGGAUAGUUCUCCCAUUUCAGCAUGUACUGAUCUGCUUUAUUCCAUUUAUACCACCGCAACAAUUAAAACUUUAUUCAUAUAUAAAGUUGUUUCCUUAUCAGCCGUUUUCUAAAGUUUAUUUUUUAAAUGUGUUUUUCUUUGUUAAACCUUUAGAACUCAUUUGUUAAUAUAAACCAGUGAUUUGAAGCUGC